Molecule: messenger RNA, 3445 nt
Organism: Frieseomelitta varia
Lineage: Eukaryota; Metazoa; Arthropoda; Insecta; Hymenoptera; Apidae
Gene: Lis-1
Product: lissencephaly-1 homolog
Exons: 8
Coding region: 354-1586 (410 amino acids)
Biological process (GO): vesicle transport along microtubule; nuclear migration; retrograde axonal transport
Cellular component (GO): neuron projection; kinetochore; nuclear envelope
Molecular function (GO): dynein complex binding; microtubule plus-end binding
Source: RefSeq, a predicted model, not a curated record
GUUAUCUCGAGUACAGAGUUCUUCGGUGGUUGUGUUCGUCCGGUUUCCCUGUGAUUUUUUCCAAUCUCAAAGGAUCCCGGUUACUGCUACUCCGACAAAAAGAGUGUGGGUCAAAUGAUAAGUGCUUGAGGAUCAAAAAAAGAAGAUAUUGGAUGUUGAUGUUGAUAUAUUGUUCGUGAUUGAGGAACGAUUUUAUGAAUGAAAAUUUGAAUCCACGGUAUAUGUGGUGAGAUUGUUAUUUGUGCGAUGUCGAUGGCUGAGUAUUAAAGUAAUCAAGAGGUGACUGGAGAAGAAUCUAGUCGCGCUCAUUUGAAUCAUUGUUGAGUAUCAGCCAGUAAACACACGCGAGGAUCAUGAAAAUGGUGCUGUCUCAACGUCAGAGGGAGGAGUUAAAUAAGGCGAUUGCGGACUAUCUCAGUACUAAUGGCUAUCAAGAUGCGCUCGAAGCGUUCAAGAAAGAAGCCGACAUGCCUGGGGAAGUGGAAAGAAAAUAUGGGGGUCUUCUGGAAAAGAAAUGGACCUCGGUCAUACGUUUGCAAAAGAAGGUAAUGGAACUGGAAUCCAAACUGUCUGAAGCAGAGAAAGAAUUCAUCGAAGGAGCACCGACACGUAGCAAACGGUCACCAUCUGAGUGGAUACCGAGGCCACCCGAAAAGUACAGUCUCACUGGACACAGAGCUCCCAUCAACAGAGUUAUUUUUCACCCGGUUUUUAGUCUUAUAGUGUCUGCCAGCGAAGAUGCCACCAUCAAGGUGUGGGAUUUCGAGAGUGGCGAAUUCGAAAGAACAUUGAAAGGACAUACUGACAGCGUACAGGACGUCUCUUUCGAUGUCUCCGGGAAACUGUUAGUCUCAUGCAGUGCAGACAUGUCUAUUAAGUUGUGGGACUUUCACCAGUCAUUCGCCUGCGUGAAAACCAUGCACGGACAUGAUCACAGUGUCAGCUCUGUCGCAUUUGUGCCACAAGGAGAUUUCGUAGUGAGCGCCUCUAGGGAUAAGACCAUCAAAAUAUGGGAAGUCGCGACAGGGUAUUGUGUUAAAACGUUGACGGGACAUAGAGAAUGGGUUCGGAUGGCCAGAGUCAGUCCCUGUGGAGAAUUAAUUGCUAGUUGCUCGAACGAUCAAACGGUACGAGUUUGGCAUGUUGCAACAAAGGAAACAAAGGUGGAACUCAGAGACCAUGAACACGUGGUGGAGUGUAUCGCAUGGGCACCAGACAGUGCAAGGGCAUCUAUCAAUGCUGCGGCAGGAGCAGACAAUAAGGGUGCCCAUGAAGGACCUUUCCUCGCAUCUGGCUCGCGAGACAAGGUAAUUCGCGUAUGGGACGUCGGUGCUGGUGUUUGUCUUUUUACCCUUUUGGGACAUGACAAUUGGGUUCGCGGCAUCGUCUUCCAUCCCGGUGGCAAGUUUAUCGUCAGUGCCUCUGACGAUAAGACCCUGCGAGUCUGGGACACGCGCAACAAACGGGUAAUGAAAACUCUCGAAGCGCACGUCCACUUUUGCACCUCCGUUGAUUUUCACAAAAGCCAUCCUUACGUGGUCACCGGUAGUGUCGAUCAAACAGUAAAGAUUUGGGAAUGCCGCUAGUCACCAAAACAUCAGGGUCUCAUUGAAUCUUCGUCGAGGAAGAAAGAUUUUGGAGAGAAGGCGAACGAUGCGCGUCGAAUUCGAUGAAAACGGCCGAGAGAGUAAGCUGCUACAAAAAAAUGUUAUCGUACAUACUACUAUUAUUAAUAUUAAUAUUAUUAUACACACAUAAACACGUACGAUUAAGAGCUCUUUAAUUAAUUUAUAAUAAAGUAUAAUUAGUAAUUAUUAAUAUUACAUAUACGUUUUACGAUAACGAACUGUACGAUUCGAGGAGAGUCGGUCGAAAUUAAUUUUCUUUCAUGAGGAGGACAUUGCCAUAAUUUCGUCGACGAUGAAAAAAAAAAAAAAAAGAAAUGAAAGAAAUUCAAGUGUCUCGAAUCUACUGAUAAAAAAUGGUAUCGGCAACAUGUUGCUUCAUCGAAACGAUUGGUUGAUUGUUCCACGGAGACAUUGUCUCAUCUACGAAGUGUGUAAUUGUAAAUGUACAUUUGGAUCGUUCGAACGCGUCGUCUUUCUCAAUCUAUCGACGAUGACAAGAAUUUCAGCUUGGAUCUCUGGAAUAUAAGAAAAAAUCAUGAUCGCUCCUUUGCUAUGCUGACCUCUCCUCGAGCGUUCUUGGCGUCGGAAAAAUGACACCGGCAUGUAUGACAUACAGAGGGAUGCGCGCGCGUAUACACGCAAAAAGAGAAAAUUAUUUGUCGUGUACUGUGAGCGUCGAUAAAGUUCAAUCCAACCUUGGACCGAGUAUGUGGCAUGUUCCUUCGUACAAAAAAGUAAAAAGAUACACAAUGUACUAACAAAGUGCGAAUAAACGUGCCAAACGGGUAGAUAGAUUUCAAAUUAAAUUGAGGAUCAAGUAGUGCCCAUUUGGAACGUUUAGUCACACUGCAUAUUCGAUAUCUGCGUACUAUUUAUACGACAAAAAUAUUUCGAAUUUUUCUGACAAAAAAAAAAGAAAAAAAAAAUUGAACGAACGAACGAACGAAUAUCUAGUGAGAUCGGCCGAAGGCGAACACAAUGCUAAAGGAAUAAUAUUAUUGUAUUGGUAAACAACAUAUAAGCUUUCGGCAGUGCAUGACGUCCAAUCAACGUGCAUUAUUAACGAUAAUACUAGAAGCAAGGAACGGCCAAGUGGAGCGUGCGAUUAGCGAAGAAGGAAAUACGUGGAAAGAAGUUUGGAAGCGUGUAUUCGCAUGAAAGUACUUGAGCCACAUAAUUCGUUGCGUGGGUCCCGAAAUACAAGGGGUACUAGUUGUAUAUUUAGUUCUAAACUAUUAGGAGUAGUGCAGACAUAACGUAGACAAGAAACAUAAGGAAGAGAAGAAAGAGAAAAUUAUAAAUCAGGCCACGAGUGUACGAUCGAUCGGUGCACACUCAACACACACACCCAUAUAUAUAUAUAAUAAUAAUACUUACGCAGGCAUUUGCCGAGACUUCAUGUAACAAUGCUUAAUUGAUUAAGGCCGAUUUUUCAAACGAUAUACUCUACUGUCCGCUAUUACAUUUUUCCUACCAUUGUUCCUCCCUCGUCUAGAUAAGCGCCUCUCCGUUUCCCCUAUGUCCAUUUGCCCCCGAAAAACCUGCCCAAGAAAGAGCUAGACCAUUUGACUCGAUGUGGCACUAAAUUAUUUUGAUGAACAAUAAAAACAAAAGUUCUCAUUCAGUUUAACAUGAUUCUGCUGUAUUACCUGUGUGUUUCGUCGUCGUUCGUGCAUCGUUGUUUGCCAUCUUUCGAUCCAUUUAUAAUAAAAAAAUCUUGUAGCAAUCACGAACAUUGGAAGUUCUGUUCUUUUGGGAGCAACUAUCCUUGUUUGUCUGAAACGAACCGAUGAAAUUACGGAAAUUCUUCCGUAAAA